This is a messenger RNA of Lycium barbarum (goji berry), 1637 nucleotides long. Its product is annotated as cytosolic sulfotransferase 12-like. The record is from RefSeq and is a predicted model, not a curated record. Gene Ontology annotation, biological process: sulfation. The transcript has 2 exons. Gene Ontology annotation, molecular function: sulfotransferase activity. The coding region runs from base 1 to 1017 and encodes 338 amino acids. Gene Ontology annotation, cellular component: cytoplasm. NCBI's taxonomy places the organism in Eukaryota, Viridiplantae, Streptophyta, Magnoliopsida, Solanales, Solanaceae.
AUGGCUACCAGUCGACGAAGGCUUCAGCCUAAUUCAAACCUUGUCCAAAAGUGCUUCGAAGAAGAUGGAUUUUCUCAAACUUUCAAGAAUUUGUUAUCUUCUCUACCAAAAGCAAAAGGUUGGCUCAGUCCUCAUUUGUACAAUUAUGAGGGUUUUUGGCUGACAGCCUUGCACUUACAAGGCACUCUUUUCUUUCAACACAACUUUCAAUCUCAAGAAUCUGAUAUUCUCCUUGUUACAAGUCCUAAAUCUGGCACCAUUUGGUUGAAGGCUAUGGUUUUCACUUUAAUCAAUAGAAUGCAAUACCCUGUCCUUUCCCAAGAACACCCUCUACUCACUAGUAAUCCUCAUGAUUUAGUUCCAUUCUUGGAAUUGGAAUAUGCACAGGAAAAGUAUCCCAUUCCACAAAAAGAUUCUUCUUUAACCUCACCAAGGCUCUAUUCUACUCAUUUACCAUAUGUUUCUUUGCCGGAAUCAGUCAAGAAUACAAAGAGCAAAAUAAUCUAUAUGUGUAGGAACCCAAGGGACAUUUUUGUAUCACUAUGGCAUUACAUUAGUAAGCUCAGGAGUCAAGAAUCAGAAAUGAUACCGUUCGACGAAGCUUUCCACAUGUUCAGUAAUGGAUUUACUAUGGCAGGGCCUUUUUGGGACCACGUUUUGAGUUAUUGGGAAAAAAGCUGUGAAAUGCCUCAGAAGGUGUUGUUUUUGAAGUAUGAGGAAGUGAAAGAGCAACCUCUUUCACAUUUAAGACGUUUGGCUGAGUUCUUGGACUGUCCAUUUUCUUUAGAGGAAGAAGAAAGGGGCUUGGUGGAUGAAAUUAUAAAGCUGUGUAGCUUUGACAAUUUGAGCAACUUGGAGGUGAACAAGAGUGGUAAGACAUUGUUUGGCAAUGAUAAUGGAGUUUUCUUUAGAAAAGGUGAAGCGGGAGAUUGGAAGAACCAUUUGACUGAUGAAAUGGUUCAUAGGCUUAAUCAAAUCACAGAAGACAAAUUCAAGGGUUCGGGCUUGAAGUUAUAGAUGCUCUUUAAUUUCUCGAAGAACAUGCAAUCUUGAAAUAAGCUUGUAGCAUAUCUACUACAACAAAUAGAGGUGGUCUACUCUAAAAAUUUAUUUAUACUGUCUAUGCAUAUAAGUUAAACUAGUUUCUCGGCAGGUGUGUUGCAUGUGGAUACCAAGUCAUAUAUAGUCAGGAUGAUUGAAUAAUUUGACAUUGGAUUGUGCACGUUUUUGUGACAUAAUAUCGAUAUUAUUUUUUAGAAAAAAUUAAACAUGAAACAAUAAAGUAUAUAAACUUGUAAAUGAUCGAUGUGGAUUGUCAUACGGUGACUUGUUCGUCGAGACAAAGAUGUUGAAUAUCGUGCAAAGAUGAACAAUCAAAGUUUAAUUAGAUGCACGUGACUUUUUUUUUUUUUAACUUAUUAUGAUUUUAUGAGGCACAAGAAGUGUGUAUCUCAUCUUUAUACUUUAUAUAUAUGGCAUGUGUUCCUAAUCAUGAAAUCGAUUGCUCUAUCAUGACCAAGACUUUUUUUGUCAAUAGUGAUAUAGUAUAUCUUUUUGAAAGGAGAAAAUACAUAAUUUCACUCCUAAACUUGGCCUGCACAACUCAUUUUAGCAACUAAACUUAACUUGUAAUUAUA